Messenger RNA from Nerophis ophidion (straightnose pipefish), 9420 nucleotides. RefSeq names its product serine/threonine-protein phosphatase 6 regulatory ankyrin repeat subunit C-like. The coding region runs from base 109 to 3309 and encodes 1066 amino acids. The record is from RefSeq and is a predicted model, not a curated record. Gene Ontology annotation, molecular function: protein binding. NCBI's taxonomy places the organism in Eukaryota, Metazoa, Chordata, Actinopteri, Syngnathiformes, Syngnathidae. The transcript has 28 exons.
CUUGGCCGCCAGACACGGACUUAGUCGCUAACAAGCCAAAGCUAACGAGUAACAUGCGUCUUCCACAAGAACGGAGUGAUUGAAGGAGAAAUCUGGAGAAUUGGACUCAUGGAGUGUAGAAACAUCAAGGACCAAUGUCCAUUGGUCCAAGCUAUUUUCAACCGAAAUGCUGAAGAAGUGACCUUUUUGUUGAGCCAUAGAGAAGAUGUCAAUUCAUUGGACCUGGAACAAAGCACACCUCUGCAUGCUGCUGCCUUUUUGGGCGACGUCCACAUUAUGGAACUUCUCAUCACCGCGGGUGCCAAUGUUAAUGCGAAGGACCAGGGGUUGCUGACUCCUUUACAUCGAGCAGCGGCCUCCAGAAAUGAAAGGGCCGUGGAGCUGCUCCUAAAGCACAGUGCAGAGGUCAACACACGCGACAAAUUCUGGCAUACGCCGUUACACAUGGCGGCGGCAAACUGGGCUGUCGGCUGUGCUGAAUCGCUAAUACCCGAUGUGUCCAGCCUGGAUGUUUACGACCGAUCAGGAAGAACACCUUUGCAUCACGCCGCCUACAGCGGACACAGAGAGAUGGUGAACUUGCUUCUCAGCAAAGGUGCCAAGGUCAGCACCAAAGAUAAAAAAGAAAGGCAGCCGAUUCACUGGGCUGCAUAUCUUGGACAUUUGGACGUGGUGAAGAUGCUGGUGUCUCACAGUGCAGACGUGACGUGCAGAGACAAACGCGGCUACACUCCGCUCCACGCUGCCGCCAUCAGUGGACAUGUAAAUGUGGUCAAAUAUCUGCUGAGACUGGGAGGGGAGGUGGACGAAGCCAACACGUACGGCAACACGGCGCUCCACAUGGCCUGCCACACAGGCCAGGACGCUGUGGCCACCGAGCUGGUCAACUGCGGCGCCAACAUCAACCAGCCCAACCGGCAGAGCAGCACGCCGCUCCACCUGGCCGCCGCCUCCUCCAGCGGGGUGCCGUGUGUCGAGCUGCUCAUCAACAACGGCGCCGACGUCAACAUGCAGAACAAAGAAGGCAAGUGCCCUCUGCACAUGGCCGCCAUGCAUGGCCGCUUCACAGGCUCCCAGAUUCUUAUACAAAAUGGUAGUGAAAUCGACUGCGUUGACGUAUACGGGAACACUCCUCUCCAUGUGGCCGCCAGGUACGGUCAGGAGUUGUUGAUCAGCACUCUGCUUACCAACGGUGCUGACAAAGCCAGACAGGGGGUCCACGGGAUGCUCCCGUUGCACUUGGCAGCACUCUACGGCUUUCCAGACUGCUGCCGCAAGUUGCUUUCAAAUGGCCAGUAUUACAACAUCAUGCAGUCGCCGACCAGCGGCCAGACGCCGUCUUUCGGAUUCGAUAUCAACACACAGGAUGAGCUUGGGAUGACUUGUCUGCAUGCUGUUGCCUCUGGAGGUAAUGUGGACUGUCUCAACCUGCUGAUAAGUAGUGGCGCUGACCUGGAUAUAAAGGAUCAUUUGGGAAGGUCUCCUUUGCACUACGCUGCCGCCAACGGGAACAGCCAGUGUACAAUCACACUGGUGAGAAGCGGCUCAGAGGUCAACGAGUUGGACCUAAUGGGCUGCAGCCCUCUACACUACGCCGCCGCGGCGCACACUUUCCUCGGUGUCCAACUUUGUGUUGCAUACAGAGGGGAGCCCAGCACUGACUGUAACGCGGAAAAGGAAAAGGAAGCCUCGCUGUGUUUGGACUAUCUGCUGGACAGUGGUGGAAACCCGACAGUAAAGAACACAAAAGGUUACAGCGCCGUGCACUAUGCAGCAGCUUAUGGGAAUAAGCAGCACCUGGAACUGCUCCUGGAGAUUUCUUUCAACUGUUUAGAAGAGGCUGAGAGUAAUAUUCCAGUUAGUCCGCUGCACUUAGCUGCGUAUUACGGUCACUGCGAGGCCCUGCGCCUGCUGUGUGAGACCUUGGUGAGUUUGGACCUGCGGGACGUCGAAGGCCAAACUGCCCUCCACCUGGCCGCUCUGAGAGGCUUCACUUCCUGUGUGGAGGUGCUGCUGGACCACCAAGCUUCCUGCUCGCUGAAGGAGCACAAACACAAGCGGACAGCCCUCCAUGCUGCAGCCUCUGAGGGCCACAUGGAUUGUCUCCUGUUGCUGGUCAACAGAGAACUAAGUGCUGACAUCAUAGACAGCCCAGACACACAAGGACAGACAGCGCUCAUGCUGGCAGCUCUGGGUUGUCACACCGAUUGUGUGCACAUCCUGUUGGAAAAAGGAGCCAAACCGGACGUCGGCGACAAAAAAGGCUUCACGGCAUUACAUCGAGCCGCCAUGUUGGGCAGUGAGGACUGCACAUCAGCUUUGUUGGAGCACGGCGCCUCUGCUCUGUGUCGAGACUCCCUGGGCAGGACGCCGCUGCACCUGGCCGCGUCCCGUGGUCACACACAGCUACUACGCACUUUGCUGCAGGCUGCAGUCAAAGCAGACCCUCUGGACUCCAUGUUGGAUUACAGAGGCUACACGCCCACCCACUGGGCCGCCUACCGCGGUCAUGAAGGAUGUUUACGCAUUUUACUUGAAAACAAGCUUUUUAGCAACCAGGAAGGAAAUUCCUUCAACCCACUGCACUGUGCUUUGAUUAAAGGACACGACGUUGCUGCUGGACUUCUCAUAAAGACAGUUGGCCCUCAAAUAGUUCAAGUUAAUGACGUCAAAGGAAGGACGCCGUUGCAUGCGGCUGCUUACUCAGGAAGUGUUGCAGGGCUGCAACUGCUCCUGGCCCAGGGGGCAGAGGUCAACGCUGUGGACCAGAGAGGAUGCUCCGCUCUAAUGAUAGCAGCUGACCGCGGACAUACCAUGGCUGUCGAAUACUUGCUGCACAAGGCCAAGCCAGACCUGACCCUGGUGGACGUCAAUAAUAACACAGUCCUUCACUUAGCCUGCACUAAGGGUCAGGAGAUGUGUGCCUUGUUGCUUCUUGGAGAAAUCAAUGAUCCCUCCCUCAUAAAUGCAACAAAUAGUGCGCUUCAAAUGCCCCUUCACAUCGCGGCCAGGAAAGGUCUGGCGACUGUUGUGCAGGUGUUACUCAGCCGGGGUGCAGCGGUCAUGGCUGUGGAUGGCGAAGGUCACACCCCGGCGCUGGCCUGUGCCCCCAACAAGAGAGUGGCAGACUGCUUAUCCUUGAUCCUGUCCACCAUGAAGCCUUUUCCUCUGCGCGACGCCACCGCCUCCUGCUUCAACCCCACCCUGAAGAACUGUGGCAUCGCCGCCACCUCCAAUGGAAGCCUGUGUCACGCCUACGCCAAGGGCCGCACCAGCACCAUCGGUAUGCACGGCUGUCUCACCGACUGAGAGGAAGAGUGUAGCAUCCAUACUUCAACUUUAGUCAUCUCUGAAGUCUCAUUACACCUCUUAGCACCUUUGUUUCAGUUGAAUGAACUUCCUGUCCUGUGAAUUAUAUUUAUAUAGCGCUUUUCUUUAGUGACUCAAAGCGCUUUACAUAGUGAAACCCCAUAUCUAAGUUACAUUUAAAUCCGUGUGGGUGGAAAGGCGAGCAGGUGGGUAAAGUGUCUUGCCCAAGGACAACGGCAGUGACCGGGAUCGAACCCGGAACCCUCAAUUUGCUGGCACGGCCACUCUACCAACCGAGCUAUACCAUAGCUCCUGUCCGUGCGGAAAGUCUUCACAGCACUUCACUCUUUCCACAUUUGAUGUAUUUCAAAAUGGAAUACAUUCAUGUUUGUCCUCAAAAUUCUACACACAAUACCCCAUAAUAACAAUGUGAAAAUGUUUUUCUUAAAAAACAUUUUUUGCAAAUUUCCAUCCAUCCAUUUUCUACCGCUUAUUCCCUUUCGGGAUCGCGGGGGGCGCUGGCGCCUAUCUCAGCUACAAUCGGGCGGAAGGCGGGGUACACCCUGGACAAGUCACCAUCUCACCCCAGGGCCAACACAGAUAGACAGUCAACAUUCACAGUAGGGCCAAUUUAGUGUUGCCAAUCAACCUAUCCUCAGGUGCAUGUCUUUGGAGGUGGGAGGAAGCCGGAGUACCCGGAGGGAACCCACGCAGUCACGGGGAGAACAUGCAAACUCCACACAGAAAGACCGAGCCUGGAUUUGAACCCAGGACUGCAGGACCUUCGUAUUGUGAGGCAGACGCACUAACCCCUCUGCCACCGUGAAGCCCUUUUUACUAAAAGAAAUACAUGUUCGUAAGUAUUCAAAGCAUUUGCUCAAUACUUUGUCCAUGCACCUAUGGCAGCAAUUCCAGUCUUUUUGAACACGAUGCCACAACCUUGGCAGACCUAUCUUUGGACACUUUCAACCAUUCCUCUUUGCAGCACCUCUAAAGCUCCAUCAGGUUGGAUGGGAAGUGUAGGUUUUCAUCCAGGAUGUCUCUGUACAUUGCUGCAUUCAUCUUUCCCUCUAUCCUGACUAGUCUCCCAGUUUGUGUUCAUCAAGUAUGUCUCUGUACAUUGCUGCAUUCAUCUUUCCCUCUAUCCUGACCAGUCUCCCAGUUUGUGUUCAUCAAGUAUGUCUCUGUACAUUGCUGCAUUCAUCUUUCCCUCUAUCCUGACUAGUCUACAGGUUGGUUUUCAUCCAGGAUGUCUCUGCACAUUGCUGCACUCAUCUUUCCCUCUAUCCCGACUAGUCUCCCAGUUGGUUUUCAGUCAGGAUGUCUUUGUACAUUGCUGCCGUCAUCUCAGUCUAGUCAGGGAGGUGCCCGAGACCAUGGUCACUCUGUCAGAGCUGCAGCAUUCCUCUGUGGAGAGAGGAGAACCUUCCAGAAGGGCAAUCCACCAAUCAGUCCUGUACGGUAGAGUGGCCAGACAGAAGCUAUUUCCUAGUAAAAUGUUUGCCAAAAUGCACCUGAAAGACUCUCAGACCAUGAGAAACUACAUUCUCUGGUCUGAUGAGACAAAGAUUGAAGUCUUUGGCGUGAAUGUUUGGAGGAAACCAGACCAAUACCACCCUCAUACAGUGAAGCAUGGUGGUGGCAGCAUCAUGCUGUGGGGAUGGUUUUUAAUCAGGAACUGGGAGAUGAGUCAGGAUAGAGGGAAAGAUGAAUGCAGCAAUGUACAGAGACGUCUUGGAUGAAAAAGUAAAAGUUAACGUACACACACACACUAGAUGUGGCGAAAUUAUUCUCUGCAUUCGACCCAUCACCCUUGAUCAUCCCUUGGGAGGUGAGGGGAGCAGUGAGCAGCAGCGGAGGCCCCGUCUGGGAAUCAUUUUUGGUGAUUUAACCCCCAAUUCCAACCUCUUAAUGCUGAAUGCCAAGCAGGGAAGUAAUGGGUCCCUUUUUUAUAGUCUUUGGUAUGACUCGGCCGGGGUUUGAACUCACAACCAACCGACACUCGAACCAUUUGGCCACUGAGUAGGUUACUGGGAACUGGGAGACAAGUCAGGAUAGAGGGAAAGAUGAAUGCAGCAAUGUACGGAGACAUUUUGGAUGAAAAGCAACGCUUCCCAUCCAACCGGAUGGAGCUUGAGAGGUGCUGCAAAGAGGAAUGAGAGAAAGUGCCCAAAGAUGGGGGUGGCAAUCUUGUGGCAUCGUGUUCAAAAGGACUUGAGGCUUUUAUGGCCGCUAAAGGUGCAUCAACUAAGCAUUGAACAGAGGUUGUCAAUACUUAUGUACAUGACAUUUUGAUUUUUAGUAAAUUAGCAAAAUUAAAAAACUAAAAAAUAGAGAUGUCCGAUAAUGGCUUUUUUGCCGAUAUUCCGAUAUUGUCCAACUCUUAUUUACCGGUUCCGUUAUCAACUGAUAUCUUGGAAUUAACACAUUGUUCGGCCUGAUUUUGUUGUGAUGCCCCGCUGGAUGCAUGAAACAAUGUCACAAGGUUUUCCAAAACAAAUCAACUCAACUUAUGGAAAAAAAUGUCAAUUAUUGUUAUUGAAGUCACAACGUGCAUUAUUUUUUUUAACAUGCUUCAAAACAGCAGCUUGUGACCAUACAGGUCACACUGAGGGUGGCCCGUAUAAACAACUUUAACACUGUUGCAAACAUGCGCCAAACUGUGACCCACACCAAACAAGAAUGACAAACACAUUUCGGGAGGACAUCCGCACCGUAACACAACAUAAACACAACAGAACAAAUACCCAGAAACCCUUGCAGCACUUAACUCUUCCGGGACGCUACAAUAACAUCUACGGCUUUUGGAGCUCAGUGCACAACUGCACACAACUAGAAGGAAACGAAGCAAAAGAACGAAUAAGAGACAUGGGCGACAACGAGUAAGAAGAAGAAAUACGCUUGCAAGUUCCAAAAUGAUUGGGAAAAAAGUAUUUCAUUUCAUCCAGGACAGCUCCCAACACCCGCCGCGCCCCCAUCUCCCAAAUUCGGAGGUCCCAAGGUUGGCAAGUAUGGUGACACUCCGUACAACGGCGUUUUAAAAAAGUCAUACAUUUUACUUUUUGCAACCGAUACCGAUAAAUUCCGAUAUUACAUUUCAAACCAUUUAUUAGCCGAUAACAUCGGCAGCCCGAUAUCUUUACUAAAAAAAGCUUUGCACAUUGUCAUUAUGGGGUAUUGUGUGUAGAAUUUUGAGGACAAAAAUGAAUGUUCUCCAUUUUUUGGACGGGGCAAAGGGCAAGCGCCGUGAAUACUUUGUGCGUGCGAAGACGCCACACAAGCCCGUCCUUUUGAGUCGUGAUUGCAGGUGGUUCCUAUUGCGCUUCAUGUCACCCGCCGCUGCUAUUAGCCAACUUGUGUGCACCUGGAGAGUAUUAGGUUUCUUAAUCCACUUUUUUAGUGCUUUUAUAACCGUUAUGCAAUGAAAAUACCCUAAGCACUAAACUAAAACUUGCUCAUUGCCGUCACGGCGGGCUCCCCGUGGCUGUAUUUUAUUUAGCAUGUUUAUUCUAAAUGAAGGAGGAUGGCAUGAUGAGUUGAUAUUACAGUAAAUAAGCCAGAAGACAGAAAACAAAGGUCGUGUAGAAAAUAUAGAAAUCUAUUUAUGUUGAAUUGUACAUGUCAAGAUGAGCUGUUGUUAUGCACAAGGACCUCGGAUGCCUGUUUUACUCUCUGCCACGUCUUCAAAUCAUCUUAGUUUUGAAUUAUAAACCCAAACAAAGCUUUUCCCAAAGUCAACAGCGAUAUUGAAUAUUGUGUUGAACUGGAAAAUGAUGAUCAUGCGCUUUUCCAUUUUUUAAGUAUGCAUUUUAUGUUUGACAUACUGUAUUUGUAGUUGGCCUUUAAAUAAGUUCACCAACCGGGGAUUGAACAUUUCUAAGCUAAAGUGAAUAUAAUUGACAUCUUUCAGGUAUGUGAAGAAACAUUUGGUAUGAGUUGUGCCAAAUGUAUUCUUUUAUGGUUUGAAGGUCGUAAGCUGACCUACAUUGUGACCGCUGCACUUUCAAACUUUAAUGUCUUUAAAAUGGUUUUAGGCUAAUUGCCCUCCUUAAAGGCCUACUGAAAGCCACUACUAGCGACCACGCAGUCUGAUGGUUUAUAUAUCAAUGAUGAAAUAUUAACAUUGCAACACAUGCCAAUACGGCCGCUUUAGUUUACUAAAUUGCAAUUUGAAAUUUCGCGCGGAAGUAUCAUGCUAAAAUGUCGCGGUAUGCGCUUGACGUCAUGCAUUGUAGAGGACAUUUUGUUCCAGCAAUGUUGUCUCUUUUCAUCACAUAAUUCCACAGUAUUCUGGACAUCUGUGUUGCUGAAUUUUUUGCAAAUUUUUCAAUUAAUAAUGGAGACAUCAAAGAAGAAAGAUGUAAGUGGGAAGCGGUGUAUUGCGGCCGCCUUUAGCAACACAAACACAGCCGGUGUUUCCUUGUUUACACUCCCGAAAAAAUUUUGUUCCAGCACUGUUCACAGCUAUAAGUUGUCUCUUUUCAUCACAUAAACCCACAGUAUUCUGGACAUCUGUGUUGCUGAAUUUUUUGCAAUUUUUUCAAUUAAUAAUGGAGACGUCAAAGAAGAAAGCUGUAGGUGGGAAGCGGUGUAUUGCAGUCGCCUUUAGCAACACAAACACAGCCGGUGUUUCCUUGUUUACAUUCCCGAAAACAUUUUGUUCCAGCACUGUUCACAGCUAUAAGUCGUCUCUUUUCAUCGCAUAAUUCCACAGUAUUCUGGACAUCUGUGUUGCUGAAUUUUUUGCAUUUUUUUCAAUUAAUAAUGGAGACGUCAAAGAAGAAAGAUGUAGGUGGGAAGCGGUGUAUUGCGGCCGCCUUUAGCAACACAAACACAGCCGGUGUUUCCUUGUUUACAUUCCCGAAAACAUUUUGUUCCAGCACUGUUCACAGCUAUAAGUCGUCUCUUUUCAUCGCAUAAUUCCGCAGUAUUCUGGACAUCUGUGUUGCUGAAUUUUUUGCAUUUUUUUCAAUUAAUAAUGGAGACGUCAAAGAAGAAAGAUGUAGGUGGGAAGCGGUGUAUUGCGGCCGCCUUUAGCAACACAAACACAGCCGGUGUUUUCUUGUUUACAUUCCCGAAAGCUUAACGAUGGAACAGAACGGUCAAGCGAACGUGGUUCCCUACCACUUGUCAACCGGCAGGUUUCGGUGAGAAAAUGGUGGUAAUAAGUCGGCUCAUACCGUAGACAUGAGCGGAGAGCUUGCGUCGUUCCUCCUGCACCUGUCAAAGAGGUAGCUGCGGACUCUUUUGCCUUCUCCCACCAGCUGACCCCGACCGUCGGAUGCUUCCACCAUGGAGGAGGGAGAAAAAAAAUCUCAGCCUCAGCGAGAAACGUGGCUUCCCUCGGAGACACUGGUGGUCACACCCCUGCGACUUUCAGGUUGUAGAGGUACAACCAUAUAAUCUCACUAAAACACUAGUAACACAAUAAGUAGAUAAGGGAUUUUUCAGAAUUAUCCUAGUAAAUUUGUCUAAUAACACCUGAAUCGCUCGGGUGUCUAGGUUUUUUUUUAUUCUUUUUUUUCUAGUCCUUCACUCUCACUUUCCUCAUCCACGAACCUUUCAUCCUCGCUCAAAUUAAUGGAUAAAUCAUCUCUUUCUCGGUCCGAAUCGCUCUAGCUGCUGGUGGCCAUGAUUGUAAACAAUGUUCAGAUGUGAGGAGCUCCACAACCCGUGACGUCACGCGCACAUCGUCUGCUACUUCCGGUACAGGCAAGGCUUUUUUAUCAGCGACCAAAAGUUGCGAACUUUAUCGUGGAUGUUCUCUACUAAAUCAUUUCAGCAAAAAUAUGGCAAUAUGGCGAAAUGAUGAAGUAUGACACAUAGAAUGGAGCUGCUAUCCCCGUUUAAAUAAGAACAUCUCAUUUCAGUAGGCCUUUAACAUGCUCCUUUACAGCAUUCAGUUGUAGAAAAUCCCUUCUACAUAUUACUGAUAUCAACCUGUUUUGAGCAAUCUCCAACGUGUCUUAUUUGGGCAACAAAAAGAAUCAUUAGAAUAUAUCAGCAAGUGUGAACAAGUGUGUCUUCCAUACAGCUCUUUAACAUUUCAGGGUAACAACUUGAACAAUGUGGGAAUUAACUUGAGAAAAAAUAAAAAAAAGCACUACUUUG